UCAGCUAAGGAAUUUUCAACAAGAAUUGCGAGCUUUCUUGUACGCAUUAGAUAUAUAGGCUGAUUACCUUUACAGUAAAGAAUGGACUUCCAGUUGUGAUAAUUACCGUGAAAAAUUUAGAUUGAAAAUGGACGACAGAGCAAUAGACGGAAUAUUUUUAGGUUGUUUGGAUAACUUACCUCCAGUGAGUUCGAAGAUUGUAAGAAUCUUCACAAGUUCAACGUUCACAGAUAUGUCUAUGGAAAGAAAUGCAUUAAUGGAAGAAGUAUAUCCUAGGAUCAAAGAUUUUUGUCGAGAGAAACAUGGUCUUGAAUUUCAGGUUGUUGAUAUGCGUUGGGGUGUUCGAGACGAAGCGACAGACGAUCACAUGACGACAGAUCUUUGCAUGAGAGAGAUUGAAAAUUGUCAGAGAUUAUCAAUGGGGCCUAAUUUUGUGACAUUUUUGGGCCAGAAAUAUGGCUACCGCCCUAUACCAACGAUCAUUGAUGGAAAAGAAUUCAGAAUGAUUCAUGAUACAUUAGGACUCAUGUCUCAAGAUACCUCUCUUCUUGACAGAUGGUACAGAGAAGACACAAAUGCUGUUCCUUCAGUUUUCGUGCUCCAGCCCAUUAGUUCUAUAUUAGUAAAUUUUAAUAACAAAAGAGCUCCCAAACUUCAAGCAGCUGACCAAGCAACGUGGUGGGACACCCUGGACAAAUUACAGAAAAUGUUGAGAAAAGCAGCUAAUACUCUUUAUAUAUCAAAAAGGAUUGAUCAUGAUGCAAUGCAUAAUUAUAUGAUGUCUGUGACGGAACGAGAAGUCAUAAAUGGAAUCCUUAACGUUCCAAAUACCAGAAAUCACUGCCUAGCAUAUAUUCGACAGAUCAAUGCAGUGGACAUGACGAAUUUAAAAGAAGUCAGCAAAUUCAUCGAUACUUUAGGAAGAACAGUCGACAUUGAAGCUCAGAAACUUCUAACAGAUCUCAGAGACGUUAGAUUACCUCAGAAAAUCGAGCUUUCUAAUUCAGUGAAAUAUACAAUAAACUGGUGCGGAAAGGAAGGUUUAUCUGUGAAAUAUCAUCAAGACUAUCUGAAAGAAUUUACAGCUCAUUUCUAUAAACACAUUACUCGCUUAGUUGAUCGUGCAAUGCGAAAAGAAGAUCUGAGUAGCCAAGGACACAUUGUGACGGAAAUUCUGCAACAUCUACAGGCAGGAAAAAAUUCAGUGUCAACUUUUCAAGGGAGAGAAUAUGAAUUGGACAGAAUUAAAAAUUAUAUCAUGUCGAGUUCAAUUCAGCCAUUUGUUCUUCAUGGGAAAGGUGGCUGCGGCAAAACAUCUCUUUUAGCAAAAGCUUCUAGCAUGAUGGUUGAAUGGAGUCCUAAAGGAACCAAACCCAUAUUGACUCUAAGAUUUCUUGGUACUACACCAGAUAGUUCCAGUGUUGUACCUAUGCUUACAAGUGUCUGUCAACAGAUUAUGUAUAAUUACAUGAUGCCUUGGGAAGGCAUACCGGAUGAUUUAAUCCCUUUAAUUGCUUUCACAAAACGAUUGCUUACAAAAAUAACUUACGAACAGCCUUUGUUUAUAUUUUUGGAUUCUGUGGAUCAAUUAUCAGGACCAAGUGAUGCCAACAAAUUGACAUGGUUACCAACCAGACUUCCUGAAAAUGUAAAAAUCGUGAUUUCAACUGCUUCUGAAGGUGAUGCCAAGGAAUAUCAUUUGCUUCGAAAAAUGCUAAGCAAUGAAAACCAGUUUGUUGAAGUGCAUCCUCUUGGUGAAGAACUGGCAGAACAGACAGUUAAAUGUUGGCUAGAAAUGAAUGGUCGAGACUUAAACAAAUAUCAGUGGAAUGUGGUUAAGAAGGCAAUAUCAAAGUGUACUUUACCUAUUUUUAUCAAACUGAUAUUUGCUGAUGUUAUGCGUUGGCGAUCUUACUCAAAAGCCAGCGAAACUAUUUUGGCAUAUACCGUAAUGGAUAGUAUAAUGAAACUUUUUGAUCGGAUUGAAAAACAACAUGGAAGACUGCUCGUAGCUCACGCAUUGUCAUACAUUACAGCUUCGCGAAGUGGGCUAAGUGAAACUGAAUUAGAAGAUCUGAUUUCUCUGGAUGAUAUUGUUUUAGAUGAUGUUUACCAAUACCAUAUGCCACCAGUUCGAAGAAUUCCCCCUCUUUUGUGGACAAGAAUUCGCAGAGACUUGCCUAAUUAUCUUUCUGAAAGAGAAGCUGACGGCGUGAGUGUUUUAAAUUGGUAUCAUAGACAAUUUCGAGAUGCAGCAAUCGAACGGUAUUUUGUAAAACGGGAACAAAUAGAAUAUUUUCAUUCAUCCAUUGCCGAGUAUUUUUUAGGAACUUGGGGAGGAGGUAAACCUAAGCCGUUCAAGUAUACAGAAAUACAAAGAUACAGGUUCGGCCUAAAGGAUCAAGAAGGAACAGCCGACAGAAAAGUUCCUUUACAACCUUUGGUGUUUCACACGAAGGAUGGUCGAGUUUCAGGAUACAACAAGCGAAAAUUUGGUGAACUGCCAUUCCAUCUAGUGCGAUCACACCGUUUCGAAGAUCUUUUUGAAAAUGUACUUUUCAACUACUUAUGGCUACACUCUAAAGUGAGCUGUUGUCCAUUACAAGCAAUAUUAGCUGAUUUUGAAGAUAUGGUUCAACAUCUUACUGAUAAUGAAUUAAUUAAACAACUAAAUAUAGUCGCCGAUGGUAUGAGACUAGGAGGAGUUAUUUUAGCUCAACACCCAGACAUGCUGGCAUCUCAAAUUAUUGGAAGGCUAUUACCUGUGAAAGACAUUUAUCCAAGAGUUAAAGGUUUAAUAGAACAAUGCGACAAAUUGGGUACUCAGCAUUGCGCUCUAAUACCCUCAUUUCAUAUCUUACACACUCCAGGGGGUCCUCUGAAAUAUUCUUUGGAAGGGCAUCCUUUUGCAGUAUUUGGAUUCUGCCUUACUUCAGAUCAGAGAUUUAUCCUUACUAUUUCCAAUAAAUUUUUGAUGUUCGAUCUAAUGACAGGUGAAAUAUCAUGUGAUAUCAAUCCUGAAAUUCCUGGAAUUAUGCAAGCUUUAGAUUUGAAUUCUGAUGAUAAAUACGCUGUUGCCUACACAAAUCAUAAUGAAAUAAUCAUAUUAAAUGCUUUAUCUGGAGAUAUUGAAAAAGUAAAUAACUUACUUGAAUCUUUGCCCAUUACUGGUAUUGCUAUCGGCGAUGAUGUGGCAUUAGCAUGGAGCCCCAAGCAGUGGGUAACUUUUUCUGUACCUAAUGGUGCAAAACUGUCUUCACAUUUCAUUGAAGAUAAUGAAUACUUCAUUUCCCAUAUUCACUACAAGAGUUCUACGGAUUAUUCCAUAGCUAUUUCAAGUUUGAGGAAAAGUGCAGAAAAUCUUAGAGCCUAUCAUAUCUUGAGAACCAGAUUGAAUGACUGCGACGUUAGUGAAUUGCAUAUUGAUAGUGCAUUGCAUUUUGUGGAUGAUGGCAGCAUAUAUGCUACAUUACAAAACGAAGACACUUAUGAAGUCGCUCAUUUUAAAAUAUCUACAGAUGGCUGGAAAAAACAAACCACUGUAGGAGAAACACCUAUGCGGAUUAUGGCACUAGAGGUGUCUUCAGACAAUUUGUUUCUCGUUGGAACUGUACCAACAGGAUUUUUGUUGUGGAAUUUAGAAAAUUUUAAAGAUACAUAUUUUUUCCUUCCCAAUAAUGUUAAAAAUAUCUCAACCAAACCUUUUUACUCCCAGAGUUCUUUGGCAUUGACGAAACACAAUCAGUAUGGCGUAGGGGGAGUUAGAAAAUCGUUAUACAUUUGGAAUGUGAGAGAUGGACAACUUCUGAAAGAAGUAGAUGCUCAUAUAGCUAGAAUCAUGAAGAUAAAGUCAUUAUAUAUUGAAGAUUUCAAUGGAAUAGUUUCAUCCUCAAUAGACAAAACAAUUAAGGUAUGGAAUGUGAAAAAUAUCUUCGAGAAAGUCUAUACGAUUGACCGCAUGGAGAUGGCCAUUGAAUCUGUGUCGCUGUCAGGAGAUGAUGAAUUGGCAGUCACAGUUACAAGAAGUAGUGUUGGUGUUUGGAGUGUGUCAACUGGCAAACUGUGGAGCAAGUUAGUGGAUUCACCUGUCGGUGCUAUAGUAACCCAUGCUGUAAUCACAGCAGAUGGUCGUUAUGUACUUACUUCUGAGUCUGGAAAUUUACUUGUAUGGAAUAUAAAAAAGGGUUGUGUGACCUUUCGUGAAAGGCAUCCUCACAUAAAACAACUUCUACUUGGAGUGGAUGAUAAGGUCAUUGUAGUAGUAACUUCUGAAGCAGAAAAGAAAUCGAAAUGUACAGUUCGACAAGUGCCAUCUGGAGACUUUUUGUAUGAUUUUACUUUUCCUUGCGAGGUAUCUAAUCCUGCUGUUAUUACAAUAAAUAAUUUGUAUUUGUGUUUAAUGAGCAUGGAGUCGAAUCAGAAAGUUAUACUUGUCCACAGUUGUAAAAAAGGUGGUUUCCUGUUCAAAAUACCUUUAGUAAGCGUUCAGAUGUUAGGAUUUAGUGCAAUUUCACCUUUUCCUGGAAGAGCUUCAGCUGUUGUUAUUGUGAGUUCAGAUUCUUCUUGGAUAAUUGACGUAGAAACUAAGAGAAUAGUUCGAGGAAUCAAACGGUGGAAUGGUGCUUGUACCAGCGAUGGUAAAUAUGGCUUGGUGGCACCUAAUCAAGGAGGUCUGGAAGUAAUAGAGCUACGUAGUGGAAAAACUGUGAAAGUUCUUAUACCACCUGUUAGUGAAGGCGUUUUUGCGGUUACUGCUAAAUUCAAUAGCACGGACGACUAUGUUUUGUAUUACCACAGUGGGAGACAGACAAUACGUUUGUUUCGCAUGUCCAAUGGAAAGAUGAUCGGUAAUUUCAAACUCGCAGCAGAAGCAACUGAUUUCAGGACCACUCAUGAUGGCUUAUCUGCUGUAGUUGGUGGGGUAGACGGAAGCUUCGUCGUUCUGGCCAUUUCUGAUCCUGAAAAUCAAGAAUCGCAACUUAAACUUCAGAAGUUGCCGAGCAGAUUAGAUGGAAAUAUUCAUUCGAUGAAAACGACUGUGAGUUUCAAGACAAUGGCCAAAGUAACUGCUUCUGCAGCAUAUACUAAACGACAGUCAGCUUGCGAAGAAAGCCAGACUUCUAAUAUUUGUAAUAUCUCUUAGAAGAAAGAUAAACGAU
Messenger RNA from Argiope bruennichi, 5159 nucleotides. RefSeq names its product NACHT and WD repeat domain-containing protein 2-like. NCBI's taxonomy places the organism in Eukaryota, Metazoa, Arthropoda, Arachnida, Araneae, Araneidae. Gene Ontology annotation, molecular function: protein binding. The record is from RefSeq and is a predicted model, not a curated record. The transcript has 10 exons. The coding region runs from base 128 to 5143 and encodes 1671 amino acids.